Messenger RNA from Echinococcus granulosus, 711 nucleotides. RefSeq lists its product as hypothetical. Gene Ontology annotation, biological process: negative regulation of translation; oogenesis. Lineage: Eukaryota; Metazoa; Platyhelminthes; Cestoda; Cyclophyllidea; Taeniidae. Gene Ontology annotation, molecular function: mRNA binding; zinc ion binding. The record is from RefSeq and is a predicted model, not a curated record. The transcript has 4 exons. Gene Ontology annotation, cellular component: perinuclear region of cytoplasm. Bases 1 to 711 code for a protein of 236 amino acids.
AUGAUUCCAAGUAGCUCGUCGAAUGGAGAGGAGGUCGAAGACUGCGACUUGUUGCGCUUCUCCGCUUUUAACAGUAGUGGGUUUUCCACAGGUCUCGGGACCAACGAUGACGCGUGGCAUUUAGUCUUCCCUCGUCCGCUACUGACAUCCGUGAGCAGUGGCACCAAUGCUGAGUGGUCAGCACACUACGCAAGGGCGUUGAGACGUUCUACUUCUGCAAAGGCUUUGGCUAUCAUAGCAAUACGGGAAGUACUUUUCUGGCAAAACCUGUUAAUGGACAAUCUGCGACGUCAUUCAUAUUUGGACAUGUAUAAGUCAGCUCAGCUAGCCGAAUUCUUUGAACAGUUAGGAUGCUUUCUCCGUCGCAUGAGUGAUGUCAGCCGGGAGUUGUGCGUCUUCUGCCGAAACAACAACGAAACCUUUGAAGUUUACUCAAGCCACAAGUUGAAAGAUGAAUUCGGGAGAGUAACAUGCCCGGCUCUGCGAAGGUUUGUGUGUCCUCUCUGCAAGGCUACGGGCGAUGAGGCACAUACCCCUCGCUACUGCAAACGAGGUGGACAUAGACUUGCGUUGGAAACAUCAGAAAUGGGAUUUCAAAUGAGUAUCUUGGACAAUGGGAGUAUUGAUGAAUUCGAAGCAUCAAACCGAUCACUUCUGCGUCCCCUAGCAAUGGACUGGACUUCACAAGAAAUCUCCUUUCUAUCCUUGUAG